UUGAUUUGACAUUAGAUCUGUGUCACUGACGUUCUUUACUUUUUAAUAAUCACACGUCAGGCAGUUAUUUUUUAAAACAUGGCAAAUGUUAUAAAUUCUAUUUUUCUUCAAGUAAACGAGAACGUAACAGAAAAUGCAAGUAAUAAAACGACUAAAACACCAAGUACUCCAGAAGGAAUGGCUGUGGCUUAUGGAAGUUUAGUUAUUAUGGCUUUAUUACCCAUAUUUUUUGGUUCUUACCGUUCUGUUAUUUACCAUAAGGAAAAGAAACCCGAAAAAAUGACAAAAAAGGAUGCUGCUAUUUUUCCUAUAAUGGCAUCCUGCGCGCUUUUUGCAUUAUAUAUUGUUUUCAAGCUAUUUUCAAAGGAAUAUAUUAAUUUAUUAUUAACAGGGUAUUUCUUCUUCCUUGGAGUAUUAGCACUUACUCAUUUAUUAAGUCCUGUUAUAGGAAAACUUGUCCCUGCAGCUAUUCCAAAUAUUCCAUUCCAUGUAAUGUUUAAACAAGGGGAAGGUGAUGCAGCCCAAUUUCUUAUUGACUAUAGAUUCACCACUUAUGAUGUUGUUUCCCUUGCUGCCUGUUCUUUAGUAGGAGCUUGGUAUUUGUUGCAAAAACAUUGGGUAGCUAACAAUUUGUUUGGACUAGCAUUUGCAGUAAAUGCUGUUGAAUUAUUACACUUGAAUAAUGUAGUAACUGGAUGCAUUUUACUAUGUGGAUUAUUUUUUUAUGACAUAUUCUGGGUGUUUGGAACUGAUGUUAUGGUUACUGUGGCAAAGAGCUUUGAGGCACCUAUUAAGCUUGUAUUUCCCCAAGACCUUUUAACUAAUGGUUUAGCAGCAAACAAUUUUGCUAUGUUAGGAUUGGGAGACAUUGUAAUUCCUGGAAUAUUCAUUGCUCUUUUAUUAAGAUUUGAUCACAGUUUAAAAAGGAAGACAAAGACAUAUUUCCAUGCUACUGUGGUAGCAUAUUUUCUGGGACUAAUGGCAACCAUCUGUGUAAUGCAUGUCUUUAAGCAUGCUCAACCAGCACUUCUUUAUUUAGUUCCAGCUUGUCUGGGGACCCCUCUUUUAUUAGCUUUAGUCAAAGGAGAUCUCAAAACUAUGUUUAAAUAUGAAGAUUCUCAUGAAGAAAAAGAUGAAAAACAAAAAGAAAACAAGGAAACCAAACAGCAAGGCGCAGGGAAGAAAGAAAAAGUUAAAUAGUUGUAAAAUACAGCUUUAUUUCUAUGUACUGGAAUUCUAUGGUUAAAUAACUUAAUUUAAUUAAAUUAACUUCCAUUAUAAUGAUAACCUGUUUUCUUAGUCAAAUAAAAUUUCUUCUCUUAGUCGGCUGUGACAAAUAUCAAAUUAUUGAACUGUUCAAAAUAUUUUAUGGUCAGAUCAAGCUUUAUAUAAUGAUAUAUAACAACUCUUAUGGGAAAUUGCAUAAGAAUUUGUAAUUAUUAGUUUGAAGUUAAGAUCAUAAAACUUUUUGAUCAUGACACUGAUAAUAUCAAAUUAUAAUAUUGGUCACUUAUAAAUAUGAUUUGAUUAUUAUUUAUAUGAAUGUUUAUAUGUUGUAAAAGUUACUUUGAGAAGGUCAAAUUUAUUAGUUUAUAUUCAAAAAUAAUUAUAUAUAGCUGUAUUUUAAAAAGAAACUCUAUAUAUUUAAAAUGCUAACUAUGGAAUAAAAAAACGUUAGAAUUCCAUGAUAGUUACAUUCUAAAGUACUGAAAUUAUUUACUUAAUUCUUCCAAAUUGUGAAAAAUAAGAAAUUAUGUGUUGAACUUUUUUUAUUGUUAAGAGAAAUUUUCCAUUUAUAUAAUUAUUUAUAUGCAAUUUGUUUUUUAUUUUUAUUAAAAUUUUCUUUAAAUAAAA
Molecule: messenger RNA, 1854 nt
Organism: Sitophilus oryzae (rice weevil)
Lineage: Eukaryota; Metazoa; Arthropoda; Insecta; Coleoptera; Curculionidae
Product: minor histocompatibility antigen H13
Exons: 5
Coding region: 79-1200 (373 amino acids)
Biological process (GO): membrane protein proteolysis
Cellular component (GO): membrane; lumenal side of endoplasmic reticulum membrane; cytoplasmic side of endoplasmic reticulum membrane
Molecular function (GO): aspartic endopeptidase activity, intramembrane cleaving
Source: RefSeq, a predicted model, not a curated record